Molecule: messenger RNA, 3742 nt
Organism: Vanessa atalanta (red admiral)
Lineage: Eukaryota; Metazoa; Arthropoda; Insecta; Lepidoptera; Nymphalidae
Gene: RabX1
Product: ras-related protein Rab-31
Exons: 6
Coding region: 156-836 (226 amino acids)
Molecular function (GO): GTPase activity; GTP binding
Source: RefSeq, a predicted model, not a curated record
UCAGAAAGUAUGGACGUCAAUAUGCUUUAAAAAUAGUUGAUUAAGAGUUCAAUUGUUAUUCUUUGUUGUUAUCAAUGAAAUAUAAUGGAACAAUGUAAUUUUUAAUAAACGGUGAUAAUUUUUGUAGUGUUUUAGUAUAGUGUUAUUGUUUCAAAAUGAAAGUUGUUGAAGCGAAAAUCGUCGUUUUGGGCUCGCAAGGCGUCGGCAAAACAAGUCUCGUGGUACGUUACAUAGGCAAGAUGUUCUCCAAGCACAUAUCACCCACCAUCGGAGCCUCCUUCUUCACGUGCAACAUCAAUUUGGACGAUGCUAGAAUUAAACUUCAGGUAUGGGACACAGCCGGCCAAGAGAGGUUCCGGUCCAUGGCUCCGAUGUACUAUAGGAACGCAAAUGCAGCUCUACUGGUCUACGACAUCACCAGCGCGAACAGCUUCGCCUCCAUCAAGGGCUGGGUCAAGGAAUUGCAGAGUAACGUACCAGAUCCAAUGAUACUCUCCCUGGUGGGUAACAAGUGUGACCUGGAGUCUUGUCGCGCGGUUACGCAAAGCGAGGCGUCCCAGUACGCGGCGUCCAUCGGGGCUGCUUACUGCGAGACUUCGGCGCUGCACGACCAGGGCAUAGACCAAGUGUUCCUGAACACGGCGACGGAACUCCUCAAGCUGUCCUCGUCGAGCCUCGUCGCUUCCCUGCGCUCCUACGAUUCCACGGAAUAUGAUGAGAAGUUACCAAUCGGUAUUCCAUCAGAAGAGAAAGCGACCCAUACUGGCAAAAUAGAACUGCCAGCGUGGAGCAGUGAAGUCAAACUAGGAGAGACUCAGAAGAAUAUGUGUUGCUAGCACGGACAGACUCGUAUAUAUUAUAUAUAUAUAUAAUAUUACAUCUCAGAGCACAUACAUUGUAAGUUCUUAAAUUAUAGAAUUGAUCAUGUUUCUGUAAUAAUGGUUACAACAACUCGCAUUGGAGUGUGGUGGUAUAUCCUCUAAAACUGUCUCCCUUAUAGCUAAUACUUUUUUGGAAAUGCUAUAACAACUUCGGUAUUUCUAACAUUUUUAUAAACACUUAUUAAACACAUCUAGGGGAUGAUUUUUCAAAUAUUUCACAUAGUGUGAAAAACCUACCAAUAAUACUGCGUAGUGUGGCAGUCAAUCAGAACUCCUCGUUAGAUUUUUUCUAACUUUUGUUUUUUUUUAUUUCAUUACACCACGCUGAAAUUAAUAAUUAUUUUGUUUUUAUUACAUCUAUAUUAAUAUUACUAGAAGUGAUUUUUUUUUGUUUGUAGGAAAUAAUCUCUAAUGAUGUCAAUUCUUAAAAUGUUUUCACUGUUAGAAAACUUAAUUAUUCCUGAGUGCUAGAGUGUAUAAAUUAUAUUUAUAUCAAAACAUUUUCUUAAUUAAUAAAUAUCCGUGCGAAGCCGGGCCGGAUCUCUAGUUAAGAAUAAACGAAAAUACGUUACACUAGUAACACUAACAGACUGCAUAAAAUUUGAGGAAAAAUAAAAUUGUUGUCUUUGUUACUAAUGCCACUGACAAAACUGUAAACCGGUUAAAAGUAGUUUUAACUGCAAAUAAUAUGAAGAGUCACACAUUUAUGUUGACUCUAGAUGUCUUUGGUUAAUUUCAAGUUAAAUAAAUGUAAAAUUAAAAUAUUCCCUGUUCAUGUAGGCUCAUAAAAGCACAUGAAUUAAACGUAAAGCUAGAACCGGUUCUGAAAGUAGAUUGUGCUAAAAACUCGUUAUUAAUUAAUAUUUUCCAUAGUUUUUAUUUAUAUAUAUCUAAAAAUAUAUUCAUAAUAAUUUGGACUGUAACAAACAUAAUAAAAUUAAUAGUUUUACAUUUUGAUAUUUAAAAAAAAUAUCUUGCCUUAUUAAUAAUAAAUAUUUUUAUACAUAUCUAAAAAUAAUCUAGUUAAUAUUAAAUUUUAAACACUGUUUAUAGAUAUAACCAACACAAUAGUACAUUUCGUACUUAACAAACCUGACAUAUUUUUUACAAUAUGGCAGCUAACGUCAGCCAUAUUGACAUAUUUUAAUUUUAUAGCAUAUAAUCAUUUUGUGUACAAUACUAAACUAAAUUAAAUACACUUUACAUAUAGUAACACAGAAUUUAUUAUAAACAUGUAUGUACAAUAUUAUUAAAAACUUUUAUAUCAGGGACGUUCCGAUUCAGUUUUGUAGUAAAUGUUGCCAUUACCAACAAUGGUAAUUGUAUUUUUGUUUAAUCUAAUAACCUGUUAUACUCUUGUAUGUAUUAACUGUUUACAUUCCUUCGGAUAAAAUUAUCUUGCAUAAAUAAUAUGACUUUAUAAUUAUAAAAACUAGUAUAUGAAAAAUUAUCUCGAAAUAAUUAACCUUUAUAUAUUAUAUAUGUUGAUUGUAUAAAACAUACUUUACUAAAAUAUAAAUUAACUCUAACAAUAAUAGUAUUAUUAUGAAAUACUUAAAUAAAAUUAAAUAUUAAUGAAUCUGCUUAAUGAAAAAUAGUUUUAUUGUAAUUACAGUUUUAAUUUUUUGGUUUCUUUCGAAGUAUUCUCGCAGCCUUAGUUAUAUUUUAUGCUCGCAUGUUUUUGUAACAGGCAACAUUUCUUUUCAUAAUAAAUUAAAUGCCUUCUACACAUUUUCAUUGUUAUGUUGAUUCUAGUUUAUGUCAGCAUAGAUAAUGUAAAAAUUGUGAAUUUUUAAAGCGUGUAAAAAAUAACUUAGUAUUUGUAUGAUCUAUGUUUGUGUCUGAUAUAUGUAUAUUUUAUGUUCUUAAAGGCGUUUUAUCUUCUGGUAUGAGUUUUAUGUAUAUAGGUUUAGUCGUUUCACUUAGGUUAGUUUCAUUGUAACAAAAUCGUCUGCUCAUUUAAUAAUAAAUAUAAAUAUUUAAUUUGAUAAAUAAAUCAUUUUAAAAUGUUAAAAAAUCCUUAAACCAACAAUGAAUAUGACAUAUUUUAUUACUGUUAGAUAGGGAAUAUAGUAAUUGUUAUAUGAAAUUAAUAACAGAUAAGGGAAUUAUGACGUUAUUACUAACGUCUGUGGUCUGUCUGUGAUUGACAAAUUUAAAGAGCGAGCAGGAUAGCUAUAUUUUUUCCAACUCCCCAUGUAAUCCUCUCUCGACUAAACUCGUUUAUUAUUUUUAAUAAGUUUAGGAACUUGAUGGAAAAGUUAUGUUUACAUUUAACAGUGAUAAAGCUUGACAUAUCUGACAUAUAAUCUUUGUCAUAAUAACAUGUGGGUGUGUUUUAAUAUUCACAUAUAAGGUUAAUAUGGUAUAUUAGCCUUAUAUGUGAAUAUUAAGAUAUAUAAAUGAUAACUCAUUUGAUUAAAAUAGUUUUUAUAUAUGUAUAUGUCAAUUAAAUACAAUUGAUUUUAUAUAAAGCGUAUAUAUGAUGUUUAGUUAUAAUUUAAUCUAAUACGGCGUUACCUAUAAAAUUGUUUGGGGGGGGGUGAUUAAACAAUUCUGUCCUCUUCCUUUGUAUGAUGAUAGAAAGGGACAACUAAUUUAACAAGAAGAUGUUAAUAGGUCGCAUAUUAUUAUUUAGUUAUUUGAAGUACUUUGAUAUUAAAUUUAAAGUACACUCGGUCACAAUAAAUCGAUUUUUUUUUUCACAACUAUAUCUUGUAUAAGUUUUGAUACGUUCGAUGUAUCGAAUUUAUUUUAUUUUAGGAUUUACGUGACCUUAUUAUGAAUACGUACACUCGUAUUUUUACACAGUUUAUUGUAUAUCAUGUGAUACUAAGAAAUUAAAUGUAUUUUUUCAAUUA